Penicillium nucicola is the source of this 1959-nucleotide messenger RNA. RefSeq lists its product as uncharacterized. Gene Ontology annotation, molecular function: protein binding. The transcript has 4 exons. NCBI's taxonomy places the organism in Eukaryota, Fungi, Ascomycota, Eurotiomycetes, Eurotiales, Aspergillaceae. The coding region runs from base 1 to 1959 and encodes 652 amino acids. The record is from RefSeq and is a predicted model, not a curated record.
AUGCUGGAGACCUUGCCAAGUGAGAUUCUCAUGCUGAUCGCAGAUUGGCUGCCAACCACCACCCUGCGUAUUCUCAGCCGAGCCUCGUCCAGACUGUAUGCGGUUUUGGUCCCUCGGAUCUACCGUAUUAUUUCAUUCCGUGCAGCUAGUGAGUGGGCGCUGAAUGUGUUGGAUGUUGACCCCUUCUUUCGCAACUUUGGUCCUUCACGGGCCGCGGACUAUCUCCAGCAUGCGCGGCACCUACAGAUCAAGGCCCCUUUUCACCUAGUCCGGUUUAAUCGAUGUGCAUACUACAAUAUAUUCCGUGCGGCCGGGCUGCCAAAUUCACCGACUACACUGGGUUCCUCGGACGAGGCGACGGCACAUGGGCAAUUUCUCGACGACGUGAGGGAUCAGUUGCAGCUGCUAUUCACCCACUUGAAGCCGAAUCGACUGAGUACAUUUGAAUGGCGACUAGGGACAUGUGUUCCGGUAGGAGUUCUCGACCAGGAAGGCUAUCUCAGUCGGUACCAGCAGCGCCUCACUCGCCUCUCACUCGUCACUGACGGGACCUGUCCUGAAACUGUGCACCAUUUGGAAGGCGUGUCUAGAUUUUCCUGUCUGACGAUGUUUGCAUGGGAAGGACUCCAACAUCCGUCCGAGGUUGCUUUGCUGCGACAGUGCAUCCGUCAGAACUGGUGCCACCUGGAUCAUCUGUGCAUUGGAUUUGUGCCAUCUGCGUUCGCCCGUUCUCUGUGCUGGGAAAGUCUUGGGCUUCAAAAAUCGGAGCUCGAGGUCAGUGGUAUCGGGACCGGCCGCGCACGGAACGAGGAUCUGGGGAUUGGGAAUUUGGCCACGCUUCCCGCUCUGUCCACGCUGUCACUGUCAAAGGUGACCCUGCCUCCGGAUAUCUCAUCGGAGCAUCAUGAGAUAUUCUGGUCCCUGCGAGCGCUCACGCUGCGGGACUGUCCGAAUCAGCUGCGUCUCGUACAACUAUUGUCUCGGUCGCAAAAGCCGCUCCAGCUGACGCAUUUGGAAUUCUCUUUUGAUUACCUGCUCCACGAAUCGGGCGAGGGACGUGGCCUCUCUGCGAUUGUGCGAUUCUUGUGUUCGUUCCGUGGGCUGCAACAUCUGCAUCUGAAGUUAUCCAACUUCCCGGCAUCAAAAUCCGACAUCCAGGACGCAAUCCGACACCACCAGUCUACGUUGAAAAGCCUUGUCUAUCAUGAGCGCCAACUCGCUCCCAUCGACGCUGAUGGCUUGUUUGAGGAUGAUCGGGAUGUGUCGCCCGCAUGGAUCACAAACCUGUCUGCCAUCGUAGACCUUGGCCAGCUGUCUGCUCUGGCGCUGUGCGCUAGUCCAUCUGUGGCUCGGCGGUGCCUUCAACCUAUGGCGAAGCAAUCCCAGCUUCAGAUCUUACAUCUGCGGUUCAGCGGCCUCGAACGAAUCCACCGAGACAUCCCACGAGAAAUUACCACCUUUCUACAUGAGAUGUGCAAAGAAUAUUCUCGGCGUCCUCGUUCGUGGCCGGGUUCCAUGAACUGGAAUGCCCCCAUUGAUGACAACUGCGAUCUCAGUUUUGAUGAGUACUUUGACAGGUCACAACUCGAGUAUCUAGACCCGCAGGAGGCAGUCCUUGCGUCUUCUGCAGCGAUUGCAGAGGCCGAGGAUUUUGUGUCAUUUGCCGACUGGGCAUUUGGCCCCGACGGACUGCCGGCUCUGCAGGUCCUCGCGUUUGGAGACUUCUCCCACGGUGAUCGAUACAGGGACCAGCAGUUUUUGAUACGCCGUAACUGUUCUUCAUGCGACUGUGAUGGCAAGGGACGUGCCGGCCUUGCAUGCGACGACACGACGAGACUGCCCUUCUGUGUGGCCAAUAUGAAGGACCCUUCCAUUUGGGACGGUGCUGUGGUGGAUGGAGCUCGUUUUCUCUCAGCGUGCCCAGGGGGCGGGCUGAUGGAGUCACCCUACGAGCUGUAG